Molecule: messenger RNA, 1431 nt
Organism: Rodentolepis nana
Lineage: Eukaryota; Metazoa; Platyhelminthes; Cestoda; Cyclophyllidea; Hymenolepididae
Source: the annotation of a GenBank genome assembly
AUGUCAAUAUUCGGACUCAUCGUGUUACUUUUUGCCACCUCAUCAGCUCAGUGGUUUCCUCCUAUUUCAACUGGAUUAGAUGCUCAGAAACAGCUUUUCCGACCAGUGAAUUUCCCCAAUCUUCACGAAGGAUUUUUAUCUGAAUUUACUCGACAAUUGCCACAUUCCCCUCAUUAUGUUAGCGGACUUGACCCGUCAACUUUUCACUGGACAGGUGUCACUAUGUUCCGAGAAUCGAACUCCCAGAAAUCUUGGAUUAUAGCUGCAGGGACUUCCCCUAAACGAAAUCAAUCCGGAACUGCGUUUACAACCGAUUUUGGAGCAGUUUUUGGCUGUCGAAUCGAUGUGCUGCCUGAUAAACCGGGUGGAUUUGAUAUAACCUCUUGUGAAAUACUCGGAUUAGAUACCGGUUCUCCUAUUCUGAAUCACACAGAUGCAGGGUUACUGGGGAAAGGUCUACAAAGUUUGAAUCUCCCUACAGGUGGCGUAGUAGUUUUUUGUGAUCCCCUUUCACACUCCAACCAGGGAUCGUGGUUUCCCGGUGGCCGAUGCAACAUCAUGGAGAGAUCUAAUGAUCGGUGGUGGUCACGGACCCCUAUCGAAUUCUGCUCUGCCUACGGACGUACACAGCCCUGUGCUGGAGGCUUUUCCAUUGAUCUUCGUCUUUCUGAUGACGGAAAGAAUGCCCAGCUGCUUAGUGGUCUUCCAUUCGCAUUUCCAAACCCGAGAGUUAGAACUGUGGAUGAUAUUUUGGGGAGAGGACAACAGCGAAUUAGAGAUCUCGGUUCAGAUGAGGGUUCUUUCGGCUAUUCUCUUGCAUGGUCUCCAUAUUCUCCAGGUAGGAAAGAAGCACUGGCUAUCGUUGGUUCUCCGCCGUCUAACAUUCAGGUAUUUGAAAUCACCCGAUUAGGGGAUGAUAUCGACAACCAGAUCUUGACAAUCAAUGGAAGCAGGUUUGGUGGAUUGGGAUUUGCUGUGGAGACUGGCAUCGUUGGUUCUGGUUUAGCUGUUAUUGCGGGAGCGCCUUAUGAAGAUGUGAAGAAAGUUGGCGCAAAUGCUGGAAAAGUAUAUAUCCAAUUCAGAGAUAAUGAGAAGUCGCAGAAUUUCACCUUGGAUGGAUCUCGAUCUGGGGAAAUGUUUGGAUAUGCCAUAGCUCGAAUUGGGGAUGUUGAUGGGGAUGGAAUUGAUGAAGUGGCUAUUUCUGCACCAGCUAUUGGAGCCGAAAAUAUUCCUGGAAGGGUGUAUAUUCAUCGAGUUCUUGCGGAUUAUCGAUUGGAGAAAGAACCAAUUCAGGUAACUAAUGUUUUUAAAUUUGAUAUUUUACUUUAUGCUUUUAUUAUGAUCCAUUAUUUCAUUGGGGUGAGAGCAUUUAUUUUAUUGGCUCUAAUUUAUUACCUAUUAUCCUGUUGUGGAAAAAUACAAAUGUUUUAA